This is a messenger RNA of Lizanozyma spartinae, 1941 nucleotides long. It is a transcript of the gene SSA2, whose product is annotated as Hsp70 family chaperone. The coding region runs from base 1 to 1941 and encodes 646 amino acids. The record is from RefSeq and is a predicted model, not a curated record. Gene Ontology annotation, molecular function: ATP hydrolysis activity; ATP binding; heat shock protein binding. The transcript has a single exon. Gene Ontology annotation, cellular component: plasma membrane; cytosol; cytoplasm. Gene Ontology annotation, biological process: vesicle-mediated transport; cellular response to unfolded protein; protein refolding. NCBI's taxonomy places the organism in Eukaryota, Fungi, Ascomycota, Pichiomycetes, Serinales, Debaryomycetaceae.
AUGUCUAAGGCUGUCGGUAUUGAUUUAGGUACAACCUACUCUUGUGUUGCCCACUUUGCCAAUGAUCGUGUUGAAAUCAUUGCCAACGAUCAAGGUAACAGAACCACUCCAUCUUUUGUUGCUUUCACUGAUACCGAAAGAUUGAUUGGUGAUGCUGCUAAGAACCAAGCUGCCAUGAACCCUGCUAACACCGUUUUCGAUGCUAAGCGUUUGAUUGGUAGAAAGUUUUCUGAUCCUGAAGUUCAAGGUGAUAUCAAGCAUUUCCCAUUCAAGGUUGUCGAAGACGCUACUAAGCCAAAGAUCCAAGUUGAAUUCAAGGGUGAAACUAAGGUUUUCACUCCUGAAGAAAUCUCUUCCAUGAUCUUGACCAAGAUGAAGGAAACUGCUGAAAACUUUUUGGGUACUAAGGUCAAUGAUGCUGUUGUUACCGUCCCAGCUUACUUCAAUGACUCUCAAAGACAAGCUACCAAGGAUGCUGGUUUGAUUGCUGGUUUGAACGUUAUGAGAAUCAUCAACGAACCUACUGCUGCUGCCAUUGCUUACGGUUUGGACAAGAAGUCUGAAAAGGAAAACAAUGUCUUGAUUUUCGAUUUGGGUGGUGGUACUUUCGAUGUCUCUUUGUUGACCAUUGAAGAUGGUAUCUUUGAAGUUAAGGCUACUGCUGGUGACACUCACUUAGGUGGUGAAGAUUUCGACAACAGAUUGGUCAACCACUUCACUGCUGAAUUCAAGAGAAAGAACAAGAAGGAUAUGUCUACUAACCAAAGAGCUUUGAGAAGAUUGAGAACUGCUUGUGAACGUGCCAAGAGAACUUUGUCUUCUUCCACUCAAACUUCUAUCGAAAUCGACUCUUUGUUCGAAGGUAUUGACUUUUACACUACCAUCACCAGAGCUAGAUUCGAAGAAAUGUGUCAAGAUUUAUUCAGAUCUACUUUGGACCCUGUCGAAAAGGUUUUGAGAGACGCUAAGUUGGACAAGUCCCAAGUUGACGAAAUUGUCUUGGUUGGUGGUUCUACCAGAAUUCCAAAGGUUCAAAAGUUGGUUUCCGACUUCUUCAACGGUAAGGAACCAAACAGAUCUAUUAACCCUGAUGAAGCUGUUGCUUAUGGUGCUGCUGUCCAAGCUGCUGUAUUGUCUGGUGACACUUCUACCAAGACUCAAGAUUUGUUGUUGUUGGAUGUUGCCCCAUUAUCUUUGGGUAUUGAAACUGCUGGUGGUAUCAUGACCAAGUUGAUUCCUAGAAACUCCACUAUCCCAACUAAGAAGUCUGAAACUUUCUCCACUUACCAAGAUAACCAACCUGGUGUCUUGAUCCAAGUUUUCGAAGGUGAACGUGCUAAGACUAAGGAUAACAACUUGUUGGGUAAGUUUGAAUUGUCUGGUAUUCCUCCAGCUCCAAGAGGUGUUCCUCAAAUUGAAGUUACUUUUGACAUUGAUGCCAAUGGUAUCUUGAAUGUUUCUGCUGUUGAAAAGGGUACCGGUAAGACUCAACAAAUUACCAUUACCAAUGACAAGGGUAGAUUGUCUAAGGAAGAUAUCGAAAGAAUGGUUAACGAAGCUGAAAAGUUCAAGGAUGAAGAUGAAAAGGAAGCUAAGAGAGUUCAAGCCAAGAACGGUUUGGAAUCUUAUGCUUACUCUUUGAAGAGCUCUUUGAGUGAUGAUCAAUUCAAGGAGAAGUUGGAAGCCUCUGAUGUUGAAGCUGUUACCAAGGCUGCUGAUGAAACCAUUGAAUGGUUAGACUCCAACCAAACUGCUACUGAAGAAGAAUUCACUGACAAGCAAAAGGAAUUGGAAGGUGUUGCUAACCCAAUCAUGGCUAAGGCUUACCAAGCUGGUGCUGCUCCAGGUGGUGCCGGUGCUGCCCCAGGUGGUUUCCCAGGUGCUGCUCCAGGUGCUGCUGCUCCAGGUAACGAUGGUCCAACCGUCGAAGAAGUUGAUUAA